This is a messenger RNA of Puntigrus tetrazona (Sumatra barb), 1197 nucleotides long. Its product is annotated as general transcription factor II-I repeat domain-containing protein 2A-like. The record is from RefSeq and is a predicted model, not a curated record. NCBI's taxonomy places the organism in Eukaryota, Metazoa, Chordata, Actinopteri, Cypriniformes, Cyprinidae. The transcript has 6 exons. The coding region runs from base 1 to 1197 and encodes 398 amino acids.
AUGGCUACCACCCCUGUUCUCUCGGCCAAGAUGGCCACCUUCCCAGAGCCACUGCACAAGAUGGCUACCACCCCUGUUCUCUCGGCCAAGAUGGACACCUUCCCAGAGCCACUGCACAAGAUGGCCGCCUUCCCAGAGCCACUGCACAAAAUGGCUACCACACCUGCAACUGCAGUAGAACCUCCGGCAUGGGUUUUAGUCAUGACAAAAAUCCCUCUGCCUGCCCAGUCUCGGCCACGGAAACUGAAGGAGUUGGCAGCCAUGCAGUCAAUAAAAGGCACAACUACUGGUAAUGAUUUAUUUAGAGAGGUAAAUGCAUGUUUGAACAUUUUAGGUUUGAAAUGGGACAAGCUUGCAGGUGUGACAACAGAUGGUUGUCCAAAUCUGACAGGGAAAAAUGUUGGACUUUUAAAGAGAAUGCAGGAUAAAGUCACGGAAAUUAACCCUGUUCAGAAAUUGACAUUUUUGCAUUGUAUCAUACAUCAGGAAGUGUUAUGUAAGACAGUGUUAAAAAUUAAACAUGUAAUUGAUGCUGUCACGAAGGCAAUUAAUUUCAUCAGAGCAAGGGCUUUAAAUCACAGACAAUUUGUUGCAUUGUUGGAGGAAAAUGAGACUGAACAUGGCGACAUAAGCUAUCACUGUACUGUUAGGUGGCUCAGCCUUGGCAAGGUAUUGAAAAGUGUCUGGGAUCUGAAAGACCAGAUUCAGGACUUCUGUGUUAAGAAAGGCCAUGACGUUCCAGAACUUUCAGAUAAAGACUGGGUGGCAGACCUCCGAUUCACUGUGGAUAUGACUGCACUAAUGAACGAACUAAAUAUCAAACUGCAGUGCAAAGGCCUUUUUGUGCAUGAGAUGUACAAUGCAGUGAAGGCUUUUAUAAGAAAACGGCAACUUCUCUCAAGCCAAGUGAAAGACAACAUUCUGACUCACUUGCCAACACUUAAAGAAGCCAAAAGACCAGGUGAUCACCUCCAAAAUGUGGAUGAUGCACCAAGUGAAGUUCAGAUGGAACUCAUUGAUCUGCAGUCUGACUCACUUCUGGCAGAUCACUUUAGGCUGCAGAGGAGCAAGGUGAAGCCGGGGGGAUGGAGGAGCCUGACAGAGCUGGAGGGAUGGAAGGAUGAGGUGAAGUUGGAGGAGUGGAAUCCCGAGGCAACGGAUGGUCGACGACAGACCAAGGUGGAGCCGGAGGGAUGA